Messenger RNA from Sinocyclocheilus rhinocerous, 2866 nucleotides. It is a transcript of the gene gtpbp2a, whose product is annotated as GTP binding protein 2a. Gene Ontology annotation, molecular function: GTP binding; translation elongation factor activity; GTPase activity. The record is from RefSeq and is a predicted model, not a curated record. The coding region runs from base 179 to 1945 and encodes 588 amino acids. Gene Ontology annotation, biological process: translational elongation. Lineage: Eukaryota; Metazoa; Chordata; Actinopteri; Cypriniformes; Cyprinidae. The transcript has 12 exons.
CGUUGGUUUGUUGUUGUGUUGUGGGGGGUUGAGCCCCGCCGGCGGCUCGAGCUUAUUUAGGAUGCUUCGCUGCCUUUCUGUGUGUUUAUAUCUCUCGGGAGCAGCGGGGUGAAUGGCGUAGGACAGACAGGGUGGUUUUCCAGGCGCCGGUCAUCAUUAUUUCAGGGUUUGGGCAGGGAUGGACCCGCGGGUGUCCGAGCUCUUCGGGGCCGCUGCUGCAGCACAAAAGUCCGGCGGCAGAAAAACCGCCAAAAAUGGAAGCAAAAAGUUCAAAACCCGGUCAGCCCGAUAUCCAAAAGCCAGCAAUAACCCGCCUUAUCUACCUCCAGAGGCUGAAGAGGGAAACAUUGAGUACAAGCUGAAGCUGGUGAACCCCACGCAGUACCGCUUCGAGCACCUGGCCACGCAGAUGAAGUGGCGCUUACAGGAGGGCCGCGGCGAGGCGGUGUAUCAGAUCGGGGUGGAGGACAACGGGCUGCUGGUGGGCCUGACAGAGGAGGACAUGAAGGCCUCUCUCAAAACACUGCGCAGGAUGGCUGAGAAGGUGGGUGCAGACAUCACAGUUCUCAGAGAGAGGGAGGUGGAUCACGACUCUGACGAGCCACACAGAAUAGCCGAGGUGCUCGUCAGGAAAGUGCCAGAUGACCAGCAGUUCUUGGACCUGCGGGUAGCAGUGCUGGGUAACGUGGACUCAGGGAAGUCCACUCUGCUUGGUGUGCUUACACAAGGAGAGCUGGACAACGGGAGAGGGAGAGCGCGACUCAACCUCUUCAGACACCUUCAUGAAAUCCAGACCGGACGAACCUCGAGUAUCAGCAUUGAGAUCCUGGGCUUCGACAGCAGAGGAGAGGUGGUGAACUACAGUGAGUCCCGAACGGCGGAGGAAAUCUGCGAGAUUGCCUCAAAAAUGAUCACCUUCAUAGACCUGGCAGGCCACCACAAAUAUCUCAAGACCACCAUCUUUGGCUUGACCAGCUACUGUCCAGACUUUGCCAUGCUCGUGGUCAGCGCCAACACCGGCAUCGCGGGGACGACGCGAGAGCACCUGGGUCUGGCCAUGGCGCUGAAGGUGCCCAUCUUCAUUGUGGUGAGUAAAGUGGACCUGUGCACCAAAGGCACCGUGGAGCGCACCGUCCGACAGCUGGAGCGCAUCCUCAAGCAGCCGGGCUGCAACAAGGUGCCCAUGCUGGUGUCCUCCACAGACGACGCCGUCACUGCCGCCCAGAAGUUUGCACAGUCACCCAGCAUCACCCCCAUCUUCACCCUGUCCAGUGUAUCAGGGGAGAGUCUGGAUUUGCUGAAGGUCUUCUUUAAUAUUCUGCCUCCCCUCAGCAACAGCAAGGAGCAGGAGGAGCUCAUGCAGCAGCUCACCGAGUUUCAGAUUGAUGAGAUCUACACGGUGCCGGAUGUGGGGACAGUAGUUGGUGGGACUCUGUACAGUGGGAUCUGCCGCGAGGGCGAGCAGCUGGUGGUGGGACCCACAGACGCUGGGCAGUUUCGGGAGCUGGCGGUGUGCAGUAUCCAGAGGAAUCGCUCCGGGUGCAGGGUGCUGAGAGCCGGUCAGGCCGCUACUCUGGCGCUGGGAGAUUUCGACCGCUCACUAUUACGAAAGGGCAUGGUGAUGGUCAGUCCAGAGAUGAACCCCACUAUCUGCUGGCGCUUUGAGGCUGAGAUCGUUUUACUCUUCCAUGCCAAAACUUUCCACAAGGGCUUCCAGGUGACGGUGCACGUGGGCAACGUUAGACAGACGGCCACAGUUGAGGCUCUGCAGGGAAAGGAUGAGCUGCGCACCGGUGAGAAAGCAGGGGUCCGGUUCAAGUUCAUCAAACACCCGGAGUACCUGAAGGUGGGCGCCAAGCUGCUCUUCAGAGAGGGAGCAACCAAAGGCAUCGGCCAGGUCACCAAACUACAGCCCGCGGCGUCCCAGUACCAGCAGCAGCCCUGAUGCGGCGGCACCCAUCCGGCUCCUCACGCUCUCCAAACACAGCCUGAACAAGCAGCUCUUCUCACCGGAUCGCCUUCCUCGUAUCAUAGACUCAGAUCUCCACUCGCAGUGUAAAUGUCUUUUAACUCUGUUUACAGUCAUCCAAACAGCUGUGUGUUGUUAGCAUUCAGACGGUACUGAAUAACACUUGUGCGGCCUUUAUAAUGACCGAAUCCUCCAGCCAUUAUUCACUAACCAAAGGACAGAGAUUGUGAAUUUAAAGACACCGUUUUUUCUUUAGGUAGUUGAUCCUUUUUAUUACCGAUAAUCUCGUGGCAGCUACAGUUGUGAGAGUGUGCAGUCAUCGCUCUGCUGUACCAAACGCCAGAACCCGACCUCCACGUCUCUGAUGUCUUUUUUAUUUAUUUUAGUGUUUUGUAAAGAGGUUUUUUACUCCUCAUCAAGCUUUAACAGUACACCGUGUGUUCUGCGCUCUUUCACCAUCGCUGCUUCUGAGCGCAUCAGAAGUGCCUCUGCCUCGUGUCUGCCUGCACUCCAGUGCUUUAGUAGCUCAGGAAAGCAUUACAUUCACACAGCACUAAUUAUGCAAAGCAGUCCUUUAGUCCUGCUCUCUGUCGCCUUUUCUCUCUUAGGUCUCUAAGCUGCAGUGACUAGUAUAGUGUGCUACUUUUAGAGGCCUCAGUGUUUCUCUGAACACUUGGUUUGGUGCUAAUGCUGUCGAUUGGCUUGUUUUUAGUUGUUGAACCGGGCUCUGUUAGCUAGUUCUGGCCUCAGCGCUGUCCUGUAACCACCGCAUGCAUGUUUGUCUCGGUACUGAAUCACAUAUCAGGACACACGCUGUGUGUGACGUUAAUGCUCAAGUUUCUACUGUAUCACUGUUCUGUGUGCAAUUUUAGAAGAAAAAAAAUGUAUUGAACCAAA